UUCCUCCCGGGCCGCGGGCACUGAGGCCGCUCGGGGCAGAGGAAUCGGAGCCGGCGAGCAGGCAGCGGCGGCGGCUGCGGAGGCAAUGGCAGGGAAAGAACUGAAGCAAUGCCAGCAGCAGGCGGACGAAGUGACGGAAAUCAUGCUCAACAAUUUCGACAAGGUCCUGGAGCGUCACGGCAAGCUGGCGGAGUUGGAGCAGCGUUCAGACCAGCUCCUGGACAUGAGUUCGGCCUUCAGCAAGACAACCAAGACUUUAGCCCAGCAGAAGCGCUGGGAAAAUAUCCGGUGCCGGGUCUACUUGGGGCUAGCAGUGGCUGUUGGCCUGCUCAUCAUCCUGAUUGUGUUGCUGGUCGUCUUUCUUCCGAGUGGUGGGGACAGUAGUAAACCAUAGGCCUAGGAUGCAGGUGAUGCCUUAGGGACUGGGGACUGACCCAGCCCGGCCUGAAGGGAAGGCUGAAUGACUGCACUGGCCUGUUUUGGUCUCCAGAGAAUCCUGGUGUUUGCUUCCAUCUAGGACACCCAAAUGACUGCUGAAGGGCAUCCAGGAUUAUGUGCACCUCUGCAUCUCCCAUCAUGCCAUGGACUGGCCCUUGAGAGUGGACUGCUGCACUGGCCCUAUUAGGCCACACCACUGGAGCUCAGUAAAAGCUGCUCUUUGGUUAAAAAUGCUCUCUCUCUCUCUCUCUCUCUCUCUCUCUCUCUCUCUCACUCACACACACACCACAGACACAAAAGUAUAUCAUAUACAUACACACACCCUACAGACACCAGACAUAGGCAUUACACAUAUACACCCCCCCCACACACACACAGAUACACAUACACACAUAUACACUACAGACACAGACCCUGUAGCACAAACAUACUAUAUGACCCCCCCCCAAAUUAAUGUAAUCUCUUAAAAAAAAAAGAAAGAAAAGAAAAGAAAACCUAUCACCUCAUCCAAAGGACUAUAUUUCAGGAGACAGCCCCUUCCUCUCCUUUUCCAACUUGAUCCUGUCCUACACAGAUGGACCUUUAAGGAAUGUGGGCCAAGGGCACAGUAGUCCACAAACCAGACCUUUGCACCCAUUCCCAUGAAAAUGAAAUCCAUCAUCUUUGAUAUCUUGAACAUUCUCAGAGGACCAAUGGAACUCCAGAUAGAAGGAUAAAAAGGAAAGGGCUUGCUGGGAGUAUAACUCAGUUGACAGAAAUGCCUGCCCUGUAUGAACAAAGUCCUGGGGUUGAUGGUGGUGCAUACAUCUAUAGUUUCAGCACUCAGGAAGUAGAGACAGGAGGAAUACAAAUUCAAGAUCAUCCUUGGCUACAGUUAGUUAGGAGCUAUUCUGGGCUAUAUGAGAGACCCUGUCUUAAAAGGAAAAAAAAUGGUUGGAGAGCUGGUCCAGAGAUUAAGAGCACUGGCUAUUCUUCUAGAGGAUCCAGGUUCAGUUCCCAGCACCCACAUGGCAGCUCACAGCUGUCUUUAACUCUAGUUCCAAAGGAUCUGACACCCUCACACAGACACACAUGCAGAUAAAACAUCAACAAUCAUAAAAUAAAAAUAAAUUCAACAAACAAACAAAAAAAAAAACAAACAUGAAGUUAAAAAAAAAAAAAAAAAGGUGUACUGCUCUACAGAGGAUCCAAGUCUGCAAGUUCAGUUUCC
Messenger RNA from Mus musculus (house mouse), 1648 nucleotides. It is a transcript of the gene Vamp5, whose product is annotated as vesicle-associated membrane protein 5. The transcript is spliced from 3 exons. The coding region runs from base 86 to 394 and encodes 102 amino acids. The record is from RefSeq and is marked validated. Gene Ontology annotation, biological process: vesicle-mediated transport. Lineage: Eukaryota; Metazoa; Chordata; Mammalia; Rodentia; Muridae. Gene Ontology annotation, cellular component: membrane; trans-Golgi network; endomembrane system.